GCCCGACGCCUGCAGUCUUCUGAAAGCCGCUCUCUCCCAGUCUCCCUCUCCAUCGACACUCGGCAGGAUCUUCCUUCGUGAGUCUAGUGACUUUCAAAUCGCUGCUCGUUUGUCUCGAAACUUCGCUUGAUCACUCACCUGUCUUCGGUUGUUCAGCUUCUCCCCUUCGACCCUUCAGGCCGAUCUCCGAUCUGCAGAGCAGCCAAUAUCUAUCGAGCGCUAGGAUUUUGGUCGCUACCAUCAAGGCUUUUGAUUUUUGGAAGAGAAGGAUAUUACAUACUUUCAGUAACAUAUGGCUGAUAACGAUUCAAAUAACAGGUACAACCCUGGGCCAGAUUUCGAUGAGGAUGAUAGAGGUCCAGUCCUUCCAAUUUCCUUGUCUGAUUCAACAGAACUUUGGCUCAUUCAAUGGCCAAUUAAUCAUUUACAACCUGCUGAUUUCCAUGGGAAGGUGCUUUCUCUGAAGCUUCAUAGGGAUGAAAAACUAGCAAGCUUUGAGAAUUCAUCUGGGAAAUCUUAUGAGGUGGUUAGUUUUGCCACUCAGGUGCCUGAUGCAACUGUGUUCCUCCCCUCUAGUUCUGAUUCGAAAGUUGUUGGGAAAAUUUCUCGGCGCGUUAGCUUAGUUUGCUAUCCGGAACCAGGUGAAUUUGAUAAGCCAAGUUUUGGCACAUCGAGCUUGAGUGGUUUAAGAUCUGCAGGUUCAAAGAUGAAAGCAUUGUCCCAUCUCUCAACCAUACUUAGGCAUGGAAGCCAAACUGCAACUGCUGGAUAUUCCCGUGGGGCAUUAACUUCUGGCCGUAGUCUUGGACAGGAACUACUGGAAACUCCACAUCAACAAUCCAGGAAAAAGAAACAAGAGGUCUGCACACCUGCAUCAGUAUCUGCAAGGUCUAUUGGACGUUCUUCGCUUGCUUCUGAACCUGAAAACCAGAUGGCCAGCACUGCAACUGGAUCAGCAAAAUCACAUGGAGAGAAAAAAUCAAAGAAGAGGAAGAUCAAGGCUGAAGUGUAGCUUAAUUCUAGGUAACCUUUUGCUGAAUUUAAUGAAUUCUCUUAUCGACUGAUAAUAGAAUAUAAUAUCUAUUUAAUUAUUUAUCUAGUGAGAAAUGUUCAUCAUCAACUGAAAUAACGUUUGCUCUCAUUUUAGCCUUCGACAGUUUAUAAUUUAUUAUCUUAUGGCUUUUGUGAUCA
Molecule: messenger RNA, 1191 nt
Organism: Dendrobium catenatum
Lineage: Eukaryota; Viridiplantae; Streptophyta; Magnoliopsida; Asparagales; Orchidaceae
Product: mediator-associated protein 2
Exons: 8
Coding region: 293-1012 (239 amino acids)
Source: RefSeq, a predicted model, not a curated record